This is a messenger RNA of Oncorhynchus mykiss (rainbow trout), 4165 nucleotides long. RefSeq names its product synaptopodin 2-like protein. Gene Ontology annotation, biological process: positive regulation of actin filament bundle assembly. Lineage: Eukaryota; Metazoa; Chordata; Actinopteri; Salmoniformes; Salmonidae. Gene Ontology annotation, cellular component: actin cytoskeleton; nucleus; Z disc. The record is from RefSeq and is a predicted model, not a curated record. Gene Ontology annotation, molecular function: actin binding.
UCCCCCAGCCUGCAACCCUAUCAGCAGUGCCCAUACUUAGGGUGUGGGUGGGCAUGUGUGUGUGUCAUUGAAAGAGCGUGUGUAUGUGUGCGUGCCCAGGUGCUAGAGUAGUGGGUUGAGAGAAGUCAACUCCAUGACAUUAUAGCUGAAGGAGAGCGAACAGAGCUCUCUGAGGGGGCCCUGACAACUAUGGAGUAAACGCACUGAGGGCCCCCCCAGAAAGACAAAAAGACAGACAAACGGACAGAAAAACAAAAAAGGAGAACGUAUCACACAAUAAUGGUGGCAGAAGAGGUUAUAAUCACCUUGUCUGGUGGAGCACCAUGGGGCUUUCGUCUCCAGGGGGGCGCGGAGCACCAGAAACCACUUCAGGUGGCCAAGGUGCGUAAGCGCAGUAAGGCGUGCAGGGCAGGACUGCGGGAGGGCGAUGAGCUGGUGUCCAUCAACGAGCAGCCAUGUGGAAGUCUGUCCCACUCCCAGGCCAUGACCAUAAUCGACAGCUCCCCAGGAAUAUUACACAUCCGGGUCAAGAGGGCACCGGCAGGCUUCCAGUCUGUGGUGCUGUUGACCCGCGCCCCAUCCCCUCGCAUUGACAAAGAGUACCGAGCUGCCCUGCGUGCCAUGUCCCCCUCCUCCAGACCCCACCACAUAGCAGCUGUCAGGGAGGUCCCCCAUGGCAGGUCCUCUGUCCUGUCCCCCAUGGGGCGCAGCGGCCUCACCUCGCCCCCAGGCAGUGAGGCCUACUACGGGGAGACAGACAGCGACGCAGAUGUGGCAGCCCACGAGAGGCAGAGGAGGCAGAAGCGCAGAAGUCCCAGCAACUUACCCGGCAAAGCCUCUGGCAGAGCCUCCCAGGAGGGAGGCGAGACCUCAGAGUUUAGCGGCUAUGACAGCGCCCCAGAUGGCCAGCUCUACCCAGGGCUCCAGGACCACGGGCUAAUGGAUGGCCGAGGAGCGGGGGAAGGCUUGCCGGGGGUGGCCCGCAAGGAGGUGAUUUACCAGCCCCCUCCAGGGAUGUGGUCCUCCCAGACCUCCACAGAGACCUCCUCCAUCAUCUCCUCUGUUGAGGACCAGGGCCCAGGAAGGGACGGAGUGGCGGAGGAGGACAGUGGCUUCCAGGAGCCCUCCAACGUGGUCCCACUGGUUUCCCCCGAGAGGGCCAAGGGGGCCAUGCAGCUGAGCUCCCGCAGGCAGCUGGUGCCCAUGGUGGGGCCCAUAGACACCCCUCUGGAUGAGGAGCUCAGUGUCACCUACAUGGACAAGGCCAAGCAAGCCAAACUGAACCGGGGUGACACGGUUCAAGACAAACAGGUGAAGGAGGCCAGAACCAAGUGCCGCUCUAUCGCCUCCCUUCUGACAGACGCUCCCAACCCCCACUCCAAGGGCGUGCUGAUGUUCAAGAAGAGGCGGCAGCGCUCCAAGAAGUACACGCUGACCAGCUUCGGCAGCGUGGACGAGGACAUGCAGCAAGAUUCCCAGGAGGAAGAUGGUCUUUUCCCAGGAAGCGAGUCGGAGUUUGAUGAGGAUGGCUUCUCAGCCGCCCCCGACACCACCUGGGACAGUGACUACUUGGAUGCACUGGAGAAGAGGGCGACCGCGGGGGGAGAGCGAGGGGAUGGGACAGAAGAUGCCCCCAGUCCCGGCCUGAGUGACAUCUCUGGGAAGGGCGCCCAGCUGUUUGAGCAGCAAAGGAAGAGGGCGGCCGAGCACGCCAAGAAGGUGGCUGCCACCCAGCCUCAGGUGCCGCCCCAGCCUCAGAUAAAGACCCAACCCCUGAACCAACCACAGAUCCAGGAGCAGCCUCAGCCAUAUGCACAGAGCCAGCCCCAGCCAGAGACACAACCACAGAUGUACCAACCUCAGCAACCUGUGGCACCACCGCCCCCUGUAGCCUUCCAGGAGGAGACUCCGUCUGUGGCAGAGAGGGCUAUGGCACCAGCCCCAGCUGCUCCUACUGCCUACAGUAUGGCUAACGGAGAUGUAGCCUACUCUGCAGUGAGCACAGCUAGUGUGCUAAUGUCACCCCCGACUGUGGCACCCAAACCAAUCACCGGCCAAGUGUCCAUCUCAACCAUACCUCCGCCCCAAACACCACUGCCAGAACUCUCCUCCAGCUCUGUGGUCAACAGAACCGCCCGCCCCUUCAACCCAGGGUUUGUGACUAACCGAGCCGCCACCGCUCCUGUUGUGUUCCGCCCCGUCAUCACCAAAAGGGCCCAGCGCCCAGCAACCUCUGUGUCUAUUGUAGGACCUCCCUUCUCCACCACAUCAGAGCUGCCUGCAAGUGGCUGUCCUUCCUUCUUCUCACCCCCGUCCUCUGUGUCCGGAGGACCGUUCUCCACCCCAUCCUCAGCACCGGCCACUCAUCCCCGUCCUGCCUUUUCUGUGGAGAGCCUGGCAGAACCACCCAUGCUCUCUGUUCCGCAGGCUUCCUUCACAGCCAUACCUCCACCCCCAGCACAAUUCUCAGGUGGCCCCAUACCCCCACCUCCAGUCUCGCUUGCCUCCGUACCACCACCCCCAGUAUCAUUUGCCAACGUACCCUCAAUUCCACCCCCAUCGCCAUUCUCAGGUGCUCCCAUACCCCAAGCCUCGGUCUCGGUGGCCCAAUCAUCCCCAGCUCCACUGUCAUUUGACCCCAUACCCCAACCUCAAGUUUAUUUUGCCCACAAGCCCCAAGCUUCAGUCUCAGUUGUCCCACUCCCACCCUCCACAGCUCCUGCAGCUGCACCCAGAUCCCCCAUGUCCAAUGUCCCACCUCUCCCUGGUGGUCGUACCGGUUACCUCCUGGAGGCUCGUCGGCGCAGCGGCAGGAGGCCCAUGUUCCGAGUCCCUGAUGAGAAGAAGAACUCUCCCAACCCUGACCUGCUGAACAUGGUGCAGAACCUGGAUGACAGGCCCCACUACGGAAGCAAUUCAGGGAGUAUGAUGGGCUUUGACUCAGGCACAGAGGAAGACCAGGCUGCUGAAGCCGGCCGGGGCAGGAUGCCUCCACCGGUGGCCCCCAAACCCAGGGUCAUCCACGAGGCCCCCCAGAUUCCCCAGGCGGAGGGGAAGGGGGCUCAGCUGUUUGCCCGCAGGCAGAGCCGCAUGGACCGGUUUGUGGUAGACACCCCACUAGAGACCGCCUACCAGCAGGAGGUCACCUACCCAGGGGCCGAGUCCCAGUAUGCCCCCAACCCCAAUAUCAACUCACAGUGGAAGUUAUCCCCCAACAUCCGUGCCCCCCCACCCAUUGGUUACAACCCGUUGCUAGCCCCCUCCUGCCCUGUGGGGCCACAGAGAGAUACAGGCAGGUCUGACAGGGGGGACUGGGGAAGCAGACGGGGGAUAGCCUCUCAUAGGGAGGGAAUCAAAGCUCUGGAUUUCAUGAGAAGGCAGCCUUACCAGCUCAACUCAGCUAUGUUCGGGGGUAGUGUUGCCAACCUGUCGGCGAUGCCCUCAUACCAGGACCAGAGGCAGCAGCAGGGAGGGUAUACUACCAUGGUGGGCAGCACCAUGACUCCUCCCAGACAGAUCCCAGUCAAGGCGGCCCGUGUGUACGAGAUCAAACGCUUCUCAACACCCACGCCCAUGUCAUCCCGGUGUUUGGCCCCCACUGUGAUCGCCCCUCGUUCAGCCACAACGCUGGGUGAGCGCCUGACCCGCUCCGACAUGAUCUCCCCAACCCCUGCUCCUCUCUCCCCACCCCCUGCCCCUGUCUUUUCCCCAGCCCCGGUCUCUGCCCCACAUCCCGCCCUUGCUCCUACCUAUUCAGGGGGCCUGCCCGGGCUGCCCAGAAUCAAUGCCACCCCUGUCCCCAACCCCAACCCCAUCCCCCACCCAUCACCCUAUCCUGGGGUGUCUUACAGUGGGCUCCAAGGUACUAAGCAGUUUCAGAGUGCCCCUGAUCUGAGUUUCCUUGCUAACCUCCCCCCUCCUUUCAGGGCAAAUGCCAUGCAGGCACCCAAACCCCGCUUCAUCGCCACCAAGGUGGGUGUCCAGCCACGUGUGUGGAGACCAGGUGCCAUGUAAACGGGAGUGGGAGACCAUGUCUGAGAACUGGACACAUCCCAGCCCUAUAAAAAAAAUAUAUAAAUACAGUGCCUUGCGAAAGUAUUCGGCCCCCUUGAACUUUGCGACCUUUUGCCACAUUUCAGGCUUCAAACAUAAAGAUAUAAAACUG